Messenger RNA from Lasiodiplodia theobromae, 1272 nucleotides. RefSeq names its product Protein fam92a1. The transcript is spliced from 8 exons. The coding region runs from base 1 to 1272 and encodes 423 amino acids. The record is from RefSeq and is a predicted model, not a curated record. NCBI's taxonomy places the organism in Eukaryota, Fungi, Ascomycota, Dothideomycetes, Botryosphaeriales, Botryosphaeriaceae.
AUGCCUCGUCGUUCUCUCCGACAAUCCGCCGGCUCCGCCCACCCAGGUGCCUCCAAGAGGCCCAGCUCCCCGCAGUCCACGCCGAAUCGGCAGUCCAAGCGGACCAGGGUCUCUGCACGCUCUAAAGCUACGCCCACCAAGAGUCAGUAUUUUGAGCAGGAGCCAGACGAGGCCCCGGGGCGCGACCAGCCCGAGCCCGACGAUUCGCCCGCAGAGGACGAGUCUGGCUACGAGGACGAGGACGGGGACGCCGGUGACACCAGCUCCGGCACGCAUUCCGAAGAUGCUGAGGACGAUGAAUAUUCCUCCGAUGAACGCCCCGCCCCCAAGAAGAGGGGUCGCCCGCAGAAGCCAGCCCGGGAGACACAAGUAGCGGCGGCGCGGGGCAAGAAGGGCAAAGAGUUGUGGAGGACGGGCGUCGACACUGGUCUAGAACCAGGCACAAAGCUGAUCAUCAAAAAGCCGAAGCCCAGAGACGCUGGUGAUACGCCGUAUACAGAUGACACGAUACAUCCGAAUACAAUGCUGUUCUUGAAAGACCUGUCCAGCAACAAUGACCGCGAAUGGCUGAAGAUGCACGACCCGGACUACCGCACAUCCUUGAAGGACUUCAACUCAUUCGUCGAGCGGCUGACGGAGAAAGUCAUCGAGGCAGACGACACCAUCCCUGAGCUGCCCACUAAAGACAUUGUCUUCCGAAUUUACAGAGAUAUCAGAUUUAGCUCUGACCCAACGCCGUACAAGACGCACUUUGCCGCCGCCUGGUCCCGAACUGGCCGAAAAGGGCCGUAUGCAGCAUACUAUGUGCAUAUCGAGCCGAACGCCAAUUUCGUAGGUGGCGGCCUUUGGAUGCCCGCAGCGGACGGCCUCCAAAAGCUGAGGCGCGACAUCGAUCGCAAGCCCCACAAGAUCAAGCGUGUCUUGACCGAUGCGGGUAUCCGAAAAGAAUUCUUCGAUGGAAUUCCGAACGAUGAGAAGAAGGCGGUGCGAGCCUUUACGAAGAAGAAUGCUGAGAGUGCACUCAAGGUCAGGCCUCAAGGAUACGAGAAAGACCAUCGAGACAUCGAACUGCUGCGGCUGCGCAGCUUCACGAUUGGCAAGAAGCUGGACGACAGCGCGGUGAUGGGAGCAGGAGGACUGCAGCGGAUUGCUGACUUGAUCUCAUGCAUGGUGCCAUUUAUCACGUACCUCAACAGCGUAGUCAUGCCGGACGCGCCGUCGAGCGACGAGGCCGAGGGCGACGAGUCCGCCGAAGAAGGGGCGGCCGCGUGA